This is a messenger RNA of Closterium sp. NIES-65, 206 nucleotides long. Lineage: Eukaryota; Viridiplantae; Streptophyta; Zygnematophyceae; Desmidiales; Closteriaceae. The record is from the annotation of a GenBank genome assembly.
AUGACGUCGCCGCGUGCACAUCCAACCGCCACGACUGCCCCGUCAUCGCCUGCACGUCCCGCCACUGCGAUUGCACCGCCGUCGCCCACAAUUUCCGCCGCCGUGACUGCACCGCUGUCGCCCGCGAUUUUUGCCUUCGCGACUGCAUCAUCGCCGCCUCCGAUUCCCGCCAACGCGACUGCGCGUCGCCGCCUGCGCAUCCCAUG